ACAAAACGAUUUCUCUGAUUUUAAACAUCUUGAAAUGUGUAAUAAAACUUCUUUUAUCUGCAGGAGAAGCUAGAAAGGACAUGAGAAAGCAAAAUAUCGGCAAGUAGCGUGCCAACGACAAAUUUUUUCAUUGUUUCAGGGGUUCUGCUCAGUCACACAAGCAGAUAUUUUCAACGUUUAAUAUCAUUUUUUGUUUGCUAGAAAAUUGUGAAUAAACCCUGUGUGGUUUAACUAUAUUUAGAAAGUUCAAUCAAAUUUUAUAGGCGCGAGAAGUUGUCACCAUAAUUAUGGACCACCCUGUAUAUUCCCGCUAACAUCUAUUGGUCAUUUAGGUAUCUAGACAGAAAAAAAAUUACAAAAAAUAGUUCUUCAUUGUUUAUCGUUUAUUAUUUUUCUUGAAUUUUUUUUAAAUGAAAUUCCACUUUUGUCUCUAAAUUAAGGACCGAUUUUCAUCGUCUUCUAACUUUAUUUGGAAAAACUGACAGAAAACUUAAUUUCGAUAAAUUUUCACCGUGUUCAGACUUUCGAAAAUUUCAAAAACGGAAACGCCGCAAAAAAAAGAAGCAGCCACAAAAAUUCCAAAUAAUCGACGACUACCAUAACCUUUUUGCGCGCCGAGACCCAUCUGAAUAAAUUCGUGCGCCUUUAAGAAGAAAUGUCAAAAUUUUGUGAAACUACAAUAGUAAGGCUUAUGGGAAAAAAUUUCAAAUGCUUUUUCGAAAUAUUAAAAAAAAAUGUUUUUUUUUUUUCAAAAAAAAGAUCGAUCAACAAUUUAACAGAAAAACUUCAGAUCGAAGCUUUAGGGGAAUAGCCAUUGAGUUUAUUUAAAAUAAUUUAAUCUGAUACUAAGCGCGGGCUUCCAAAUGAGAUACUUUUCAAAAAUAAGCACACUUCCUAUCCACUUUAGUCCUUGCAAGGUCACUUCCUUAUAUUGAUGAUUCAUCGUUUCUAAUUUGAUAUUGCUUAUGAUAAAAGUAUUAUAUAAAUACAUGUAUCAUGUUAUCAUGUUAUUAUUAUGUUAUCAAUUCCAAUGCCUUCUUAUUCAUCGUUUCCUUCAUUCCCAAGAAAUUCGAAUUCGCACCAAGUAAUUAGUUUUCUGCAAGUUUUACUUAUAAUUUUCUUAUUCCUUACCAUAUUCUUCUGUAUUGCAAAAUUUCAAUCUAAAGACUCUGCGCACAGCAUUUUUUAUGAAACCACCACUACAGUCUCAUUUUUCAAUGAAUCUACAAAUUCAGUUAUUAAGGAAUUCACUGAAUUAUCGGAAACGAAUAUAACUGCCGCAACUAUGUAUCCUGCAAAAACGACAACACAUCAGCCCACUACAAGCGCUGAUCUAGAACAAUUGAGAUAUAAAUUUUCAAAAGUUCACUUUCCAUUAUAACAUUGUAUUAAUUGUAG
Molecule: messenger RNA, 1398 nt
Organism: Caenorhabditis elegans
Lineage: Eukaryota; Metazoa; Nematoda; Chromadorea; Rhabditida; Rhabditidae
Gene: T09F5.20
Exons: 3
Coding region: 1016-1381 (121 amino acids)
Source: RefSeq, marked reviewed